Pundamilia nyererei is the source of this 2270-nucleotide messenger RNA. It is a transcript of the gene sppl3, whose product is annotated as signal peptide peptidase 3. NCBI's taxonomy places the organism in Eukaryota, Metazoa, Chordata, Actinopteri, Cichliformes, Cichlidae. Bases 525 to 1676 code for a protein of 383 amino acids. The transcript has 11 exons. Gene Ontology annotation, molecular function: aspartic endopeptidase activity, intramembrane cleaving. Gene Ontology annotation, biological process: membrane protein proteolysis. Gene Ontology annotation, cellular component: Golgi-associated vesicle membrane; lumenal side of endoplasmic reticulum membrane; cytoplasmic side of endoplasmic reticulum membrane. The record is from RefSeq and is a predicted model, not a curated record.
UUUCGAUGCAUGAAAGCGUUUCAGUGCACGUCCUAUUUGUAAACCUCUUCAGUAGGGCGAUUUUGCGCGCUCCCGUGGACUCGCCAUAGAAAACAAAGCUGAACGUCUUCCAUAACAGCUAGAGGUGCAGACUUGAGGAAUAUCCGAAUUUAGUCUGCAUACAGCGAGCUGAAUAUGGAUUUACUGUGGGUGUAGCAUCGUUGGAGACCGAGCCUUCUCGGUUGGAGUGACAGCAGGACACUAGCGAAACCACCGAAAAUAACAGCUGUGUCUUUUUUUCUCGGGGUGCUUUGUCUAGUCCACCUAACGAUAGCAAACCAUCACUGUCGUUUUAACCGCAAGAUAUUCAGCUAGUUCUUACUAGCUGCUGCCGGGAUGUAUCACCAUGUUGUCACCAAAAAGUAACCGCUAAGACGUCGAAUUGUGAAGGAAACGCAAGAAAACAUCUCCCGGGUCCCGACGGGUUGUCACUGGGACCUGAAUCUGUGUUAGCCACAGUCGCGGAACCCACUGUUUUUGGCGAUAUGGCGGAGCAAGGCUACUCAUCCUGGGCGUACUCCCUAGUUGACUCCAGUCAGGUGUCCACCUUCCUCAUUUCCAUUCUGCUCAUUGUCUAUGGCAGCUUCAGGUCAUUAAACAUGGAUUGUGAGAACCAGGACAAGGAUAAGGAUGGAAACCCUUCAACAACGGGGUCAUUCAAUAACAACAAUACAAACAACAGCAUUCAGACUAUAGACUCCACACAGGCCCUGUUUCUGCCCAUAGGAGCCUCAGUGUCUCUGCUAGUCAUGUUCUUCUUCUUCGACUCUGUACAGGUGGUCUUCACCAUCUGCACUGCAGUUCUUGCAACAAUUGCAUUUGCAUUCCUUUUGUUGCCAAUGUGCCAGUAUCUGACCAGACCCUGCUCCCCACAGAACAAGAUUUCGUUUGGUUGCUGUGGGCGCUUCACUCUGGCUGAGCUCCUGUCUUUCUCACUCUCUGUUAUGCUGGUGCUCAUCUGGGUGCUGACUGGACAUUGGCUUCUCAUGGACGCUUUAGCCAUGGGCUUGUGCGUCGCCAUGAUAGCGUUUGUGCGACUUCCCAGUCUGAAGGUGUCUUGCCUGCUGCUGUCAGGACUGCUCAUUUAUGAUGUUUUCUGGGUGUUUUUCUCAGCAUACAUCUUCAAUAGUAAUGUGAUGGUCAAAGUAGCCACUCAGCCUGCUGAAAAUCCCAUAGAUGUUCUGUCCAGGAAGCUCCAUUUGGGGCCGGGGAUGGGCCGUGACGUACCCCGCCUCUCCUUGCCCGGCAAACUCGUCUUUCCCAGUUCCACAGGAAGUCACUUCUCGAUGCUGGGAAUAGGAGACAUCGUGAUGCCAGGGCUGCUGUUAUGCUUUGUCCUGCGUUAUGAUAACUACAAGAAGCAAGCGAGCGGGGAAGUCCCAGGGCCCGGUAACAUGUCUGGACGCAUGCAGCGCGUCUCCUAUUUCCACUGCACUCUCAUCGGAUACUUUGUAGGACUGCUGACUGCCACCGUGGCCUCCAGGAUCCAUCGUGCUGCACAGCCCGCUCUGCUCUACCUGGUGCCCUUCACCCUGCUGCCUCUGCUCACCAUGGCCUACCUGAAGGGGGAUUUGCGGCGCAUGUGGUCUGAGCCUUUCCACACUAAGUCUAGCAGCUCUCGCUUCCUAGAGGUAUGAUACAACUUGGGACAAGCGACCAGCACGGAGAAGUUCUUUUUUUUUUUUUUUUUUUUUUUUUUUUUUGUUGUUGUUGUGUUUUUUUUUCUCCCUUAAUUCGAGGGAAGGAGAGAGGGCACACUCACAGUGAGGCCAUGUUGUCAUCACUCGUUCAUGCUUUCCACCAAUCUUCUGAGAAAACCCUCCGAAGGGACACCAGUGUGUGGAUCACAACGCCCCGACACAACUCAUCUUUGGUCCCUAAUCCUCCCUGUUUCAUCUCUGCUUCCUCUCUGCUGUUUAUUUCCUCUUCACUACAGCACAUCCUGCCCAUGCUGUUUUCGUUCUGCCCCCCCCCCUUUUUCACACGUGUAUAGUUGGUCUCAUUUGCCACUUCCCUCACAUGGCCUCGUCUCAUUCGUCAGGCCUCUUCUCUGUCUGCAGUUUCCUCCUUUUUCUACGUCUUUAAUUUCCUCUGCAUCUCUUUGUCUAUGACUCAGAUGAACUCGAGGGCAAGGCCUCCCCUCCCCCCUUUUUGUGGACUUGCAGUUGUGAGACAUAGCAGGGGUUUAUAUAUAUUUUUUUAGCAUUGUCGUGGUCAUUAUUAUUAAUAUU